AUGUCCUUGAAGAGGCUGAUUCAACAGAGAGGCAAUGCCAACUGUGUGGGCUACUGUCUCAGCUCAAAUUACAGCCCAACUUUGGAGCCAAUUGAUGGUCCACCUUUGGACAACCAGAGAAGCCAAAUGUUCUCAGACCCAAUUGGGAGAUUGUCCAAGGACUGCAAACAGCUUGCUUUAAAUAGAACGAGCUCCAUAAGCAAAUCUGCUGGCCCACACAGAAAGACAUUUAAAAUCUUCAAGGAAGACAAUGAAACAUUUGGAUUUGAAAUCCAGUGCCGAAGUAAUCAUUUCAUGGAAACUUGCACUUAUAUUUGCAACGUGAAAGAAGGAAGCCCAGCUUUUCUUACCGGACUCCAACAUGGUUACAUCCUGAUCAGCAUCAAUGGAGUGAGCAUUAAAGGACUAAGUCACAAAGAACAGGUGGACAUGAUUAAAUCAUCUAGGAAUCUUUUAAGGUUAGAUACGGGGAAUGAAGCCCUGAUUAUGAAAAGAAUGGAGCUGGAAACCAAGUUGCAUUGUAUGAAGAAAACUUUGCAAGAUAAGUUGGCCGAGCUCCAGGCCUUGUGCUUACGAGAAAAGGACCUUGCUUGCGGAGAAGUCUGCUCACUACCAGAUUCUGCAGGAUUAGAAGGACCUCAUAUCUUUGGUGAUCAUGCUGGAUUAGAAUCCGCACUGAGCAGUAAGCCCCGAUUUUCCAGCGAAAGCAGCUGCUUAAGCCGCCUUAGCUCAAUGACUGUGGAUAGCGAGGACAGUUUUUACCAAUUCAGUGUUUUCAAAGACCCCGCUAAAGAGAUUUUUAGCCGACAGUCAAGCGCAGAAGAUGACUGCUUUCUUCCAAUUGGUAGCAAUGAAGUGAAGAAGACAUCACUGAGAAGGCAUCGGAGUAUCAGUGUGACCAGCAAUGUCUGUAGAUCUCCUUCAAAGAAGGGAGAUAACUUCUCAAAGAUCUUUGGGACUCUCCCACGGAAAAGCAGAAAGGGAAGUAUUCAAAGGAAGCUGUUGACUUUCAUUCCUGGCCUUCACCGAGCCGUGGAAGAGAAUGAAAGUCGUGUCUAACAGCAACUUUAG
Messenger RNA from Notechis scutatus (mainland tiger snake), 1071 nucleotides. Lineage: Eukaryota; Metazoa; Chordata; Lepidosauria; Squamata; Elapidae. The record is from RefSeq and is a predicted model, not a curated record.